Molecule: messenger RNA, 2581 nt
Organism: Meriones unguiculatus (Mongolian gerbil)
Lineage: Eukaryota; Metazoa; Chordata; Mammalia; Rodentia; Muridae
Gene: Znf648
Product: zinc finger protein 648
Exons: 1
Coding region: 59-1672 (537 amino acids)
Biological process (GO): negative regulation of transcription by RNA polymerase II
Molecular function (GO): DNA-binding transcription repressor activity, RNA polymerase II-specific
Source: RefSeq, a predicted model, not a curated record
CCUGAGCCAAGCAAAAGCUCUUUCUAGGAGGAGCAGACAAUAGAAGUGCCCACACACCAUGGCACGGGUGGACUCUCAGGAUAGGCGGAGCAAGGUGUCUCUUGGCAGCAUGAUUCACGACAGCCAGAUGUUGAGCAUGAACUUGGACUGUGAAGAUGAGGAUGGCAGGGAGGGUGGCUCCCUAGCAACUCAGAACAACACUGACUUGCCGUGUGACGCUCAGUCCUGCAAAGAGGAAGAGAAAUGGCCCGUGUCCUUCAGUGCUGCACAGGUGGAGCAGAAACCUGGGGAGACACCUGGGAAGACCAACAACUACUGGGGAAAAAAGGAAUCAAAGAUCACCCAGACUCAAGACUCCCCCGGAUUAGAGGGGGCUCUCAGGGUCCCUUCCAGAGGCUUACACAAGGCUGUGGCGCAAAGGCAGGCUCUUAGGGACUUUGUGGGCAGUGACGGGGGCAAGAAGACAAACAAGGACCCAGCCUCCGAAGUCCUGACCAGCUUCUUGGACGGUGGAGAGUUUUUUGCAGCACAGAACAGUGCGGAGGCAUCCUCCCUAGACAAGAACUCUCUGGAGCAUUUCCCCAGGUCGGAGAGCACCCCAGCUCAGACCUCAGCCACUUCGGCCAGCCCAGCGGCAGGGUUGGCAAAAGCUCAGGGCAGUCGAAAAGCUCAGGGCCAGGCGGGCCUAGGAGUCAGCGGGCAGGAAGAGCAGGGUCCUCGCUGGCGAGUGCAGGGAAAGCGGGCCUUCCAGAAGGACAGCAAUCUUCAGGGUACCGCGGAACACCACGGUGCCAAGCCCUAUGUGUGCCAACUGUGUGGGAAGGCCUACUCCCAUCGCAGCACGCUCCAGCAGCACCGGCGCCUGCACACAGGCGAACGGCCGUACCGAUGCCCCUUCUGUGACAAGGCGUACACUUGGUCCUCAGAUCACCGCAAGCACAUCCGCACACACACCGGCGAGAAACCCUACGCGUGCCCGGACUGCGAACGGGCCUUCGUGCGCUCCUCCGACCUGCGCAAGCACCAGCGCAACAUGCACAGCAACGACAAGCCCUUCCCGUGCGCCCAGUGCGGUCUGACCUUCAACCGGCCGCUGUCGCUGCUGCGCCACCAGCGCACGCACCUGGGCGCCAAGCCCUUCCGCUGCUCCUCCUGCGGCCGGGAGUUCUCCGUGGCCAGCCGCAUGGUGGAGCACCAGCGCGUGCACUCGGGCGAGCGGCCCUUCCCCUGCUCCACCUGCGGCAAGUGCUUCACCAAAUCCUCCAACCUGCACGAGCACCAGACCCUGCACACCGGCCAGAGGCCCUUCAAGUGCGCCGACUGCGGCGUGGCCUUUGCUCAGCCGUCGCGCCUGCUGCGCCAUCAGCGCGUCCACACAGGCGAGAGACCCUUUCGUUGCGCAGAGUGCGGCCGGGCCUUCGCCCGCUCCUCUACCCUGAAGCGGCACCAACAGAUCCACUCCGGGGACAAGGACUUCCUCUGUGCGGAGUGCGGCAGGGCCUUCCGCGUCGCGGCCGAGUUGGCGCAGCAUAUCUGGAUGCACAAUGGGGAGAGGCCCUACCGGUGUGACGGCUGCGGCCAGGCCUUUACCCGCUCCAACCACCUCCGAAGGCACCGAGCCGAGCAUGACAACUGCAAAAAGGAGCCUGUCUCUUCCUCUGGCGAUGAGUGAGAGGCACCUUUGGCUUGCUGGAAAGCAAAGACACCCUCGACUUCACAUCCUAUUUUACCCUCAAAGCAGUAUUGCCAGCCAGGCUCAGUAGUCUCGCCCUCCAUUCCCUGGUUUCUGGCCCUAGGGUGGUCCCUGUACUUUGUGGAUUUGAUGUGUUGUGACACAAAAUAAUCUCCAGGUGUACAGUUUUGCACCGGUUUUCCGCAGCUCGGAGGCCAUGAGCAAUUAGAAAAGGGUCAGAUAAGAGUAGGAGCUGGCCAAUAGUUGGGUUCCUUCCGUCAGGAGAUUUCAGUCAAUGAGAAGGUAGAAUUCUCUGUUUGCACUGUGCAGGAUUCAGUGGGUACGCUCAUGAAAAAAGGUCUAUUUUAUUCUUUCCUCAAAGCCAUAUCAAAUAUUGAGGAUAGAAUUCUAUAGAGAAUUCAAUUUCUCUAUAGAAAUAUAGAAAGAUUCUUUUUGAUUUCUAUAUAAAGGAAUCCUCAGAAAUGAUCCCUGUGAUGGACUUUUCCAGAGAACAAAGCCAACCUGGGGGUAACUCAAACAAGCCAGACAUCCUAACGUGCCGCCUGACUGCUAAAAUGACUUCAACCUUCAUUCAGAGGGAAUGUCUCUGUGGGUUGGCUUUGAAGAAUAGACAGCAAGAAGGGGUGGGGGGUUGUGCCAUGUUUGGGAGGCAGUGAUUCCAGACGUUCAGACCAGCCUCAGCAUCCAGAAAAGAGGAUGUGGUAGCUGGACUUCCCCUCACCCGGUUCACGGUUGUUUCUGCUGCUGCUUUUCUGUAUCACAGGAUGGGAACUUAAGCCACUUUUGUCAUUGAACAUCGAAUUCCUCCAGAUAAGCCACAGUGUGGUUCGUUUAAAUCUGCCUGGAUCAUUAGCUGUCAUUUGAAGGAAAUAAAAGAAAGCACCCUUU